This is a messenger RNA of Psylliodes chrysocephalus, 1141 nucleotides long. NCBI's taxonomy places the organism in Eukaryota, Metazoa, Arthropoda, Insecta, Coleoptera, Chrysomelidae. The record is from the annotation of a GenBank genome assembly.
UUAUAAAGUAUUUAACAGAAACAGAAAUAUUUCAAACCUCAGUUAAUUUUGUUGUUCUACUACGAAAAAAAUGAGGGUUUUCAUUGUUUUCGCAACAGCGCUUUUGGCAGUCAGUGCCCUUCCAGCUUAUGAACAGUGGACCACUUUUAAGGCCAAACAUGGAAAAUCAUAUGAAAAUAUCGGUGAAGAAAAAGUCCGCUUCCAAAUUUUUCAACAAAACAUACAAAAAAUUAAUGCACACAAUGCUCUCUAUGAAGCCGGAAUUAAAACUUACAGAAUGGGCGUCAACCAAUUCGCCGAUUUGACACAGAAGGAAUUUGGAGCACUGCUCAGAGUUCGAAACGGCCCAAGUCCCAAGCAGAACUUGACUCGUCAUGUCCAAAGUGGUACUGCUCCAGACUCUAUCGACUGGAGAGAGAAGAAUGCCGUUACUAGAAUCCAGAACCAAGGAGUAUGCGGAUCCUGCUGGGCUUUUAGUGUAGUUGGUGCCGUAGAAGGACAAAAUGCAAUCAAAUAUAAUAACUCAGCAGCUCUUAGUGUAGAACAAUUGGUUGACUGUGACCCCGGCGGCUAUGGUUGCUCUGGUAGUAUCAUGUCUCAUCGUUUUCAAUAUGUCAUCGACAAUGGUCUUAACACCGAUGAAGAAUAUCCAUACGUAGGCAGCUUUUUCAACGUAACAUGCAAAGCCAAGAGCCCUUAUGUUGUUAAAGUUAAGGAAGCCGUAGUUGUUGAUGCUACCGAAUCUGCCCUUAAAGAUGCUGUUGGUACCGUUGGACCAGUCUCCGUAAUUAUAUUGGCUGAACCCAUGCAACAUUACAAGGAUGGUAUCUUUGAGAGUGAUGAGUGCAUAGUCCAAUCCGGUGAUCAUGACCACGGUAUCUUGGUUGUAGGCUAUGGAACAGAGAACGGCAAGAAAUUCUGGAUCUUAAAAAACAGCUGGGGAACUAGCUGGGGUGAGGAUGGUUACUUCAGAUUAGCUAGAGACGCCAACAACCAAUGUGGUGUUGCCUACCACGGAUCUUAUCCAAUUUUGGUUUGAGUUAUAAACUACAUUUUUGCUUUUUGGAAAGUAAAACACCUGAUAAAUACAUUAUUCAUAGUUUACUUUUGCUUUCUUUUUUACACAAAUUUAUUAGAUUCG